Molecule: messenger RNA, 296 nt
Organism: Moneuplotes crassus
Lineage: Eukaryota; Ciliophora; Spirotrichea; Euplotida; Euplotidae
Source: the annotation of a GenBank genome assembly
GCUCAAUAGACUUUUUACGAGAGCUAUUAAGCCGAAUAUGGCGCCCAAGACUUUGGGCAUGGCAAGGAUGUCCACACUGCACCAGAUUACUGUUGCCUCUAAAGCUCCUCUUUUCGGUCCAGAAGAGAGCUUGUUCUUCGAGCCAGCUGAAGAUAUCACCUAUGAAUGCAAGAACAAGAAGAAGGAGCAAGCUAAGAGAAAGAAGAAGAAGAGAAGAACAGGCAGGAAGGUCUCUCUCAGGUGGGAUUAGAUAGAACAAAUAUGGAGUUUAUAAUAAAAUAUAUAAUCCACAACUU